Messenger RNA from Labrus bergylta (ballan wrasse), 729 nucleotides. The record is from RefSeq and is a predicted model, not a curated record. NCBI's taxonomy places the organism in Eukaryota, Metazoa, Chordata, Actinopteri, Labriformes, Labridae.
UUAAAACAAAUCUUGAGCAAUCCUUUAUAAAAUACAUCAAACUGCAAACUCUCUCUCCUGGAUCCAUAAUGGCCGACAGCAGCAGCCCCCCGCUGACGUCCUAUAUCAUGGACGAGGAGACUCUGAAGAGAAAACAGAAGGAGAAGCUGAAGAAGCUGAUGGCUACAGGGGGAAACCCCCGACCUGCUCGCUCGCUCCUCUUCCUCACACUGAGGAACCCGUUCAGGAAGGCCUGCAUCAGCAUUGUCGAGUGGAAACCUUUUGAGAUCAUCAUCCUGUUAGCCAUCUUUGCUAACUGCGUUGCUCUGGCUGUAUAUCUGCCCAUGCCAGAGGAAGACAGCAACAACACCAAUAGCAACCUGGAGAGUCUGGAGUACAUCUUCCUCAUCAUUUUCUCCAUCGAGUGUUUCCUGAAGAUCGUGGCGUACGGAUUUCUCUUCCACGCAGAUGCUUACUUAAGAAACUGCUGGAACAUUCUGGACUUUGUUUGUGUGUCUGUCGGCUUGUUCACAGUAGCAGUAGAUGCCAUUAACCACCUAAGUGGGGUGGAGGCUCCGGUGGGAGAAAAAGGUGGAGGCCUGCAGGUGGUGAUGAACUCCAUCCUGAAGUCCAUGCUCCCUCUCUUCCACAUCACCCUGCUCGUCCUCUUCAUGGUCACCAUCUACUCCAUCAUGGGCCUAGAGCUCUUCAAGUGUAAGAUGCACAAGACCUGCUACUACACCGGCACAG